This is a messenger RNA of Lathyrus oleraceus (garden pea), 3538 nucleotides long. RefSeq names its product protein ARABIDILLO 1. Bases 392 to 3151 code for a protein of 919 amino acids. Gene Ontology annotation, molecular function: protein binding. The transcript is spliced from 13 exons. NCBI's taxonomy places the organism in Eukaryota, Viridiplantae, Streptophyta, Magnoliopsida, Fabales, Fabaceae. The record is from RefSeq and is a predicted model, not a curated record.
AAUUUAUUAUGAGCUGUAGUUUCAAUAUAGGCUUGUUGUUCUCUCUUUCCCCAUCCCCAUUCUUCCUCAUUUCACCCCUUUUGCUCUAAUUCUCUCUCUCGUCUCUUUGCUACAUUCUCCUUCUCUCCAUUCUUCAUCAAUCACUUUCCUCUUCUCAAUCAUCCCUUACCCCUUUCACUUCUUGCAUCGCAACUCUUCCAUUCAUCGCCUUGACCCUUUUUAGGGUCUAGGUCCAAUUCUCUUCCUAUCAAUUUUGUUCCUUUACCUAUAUUCCCUAUCCAAUUUGCUUCGUUUUUCACUCCCUUUAAAUGCAUCUGAUUUGAUGUUUUCAAUCACAUAGCUUGAGCUCACAGGUGUGUAGGUGCUGAUUUUGGUGUGACUUUGUUGAAAUAUGAGCCGAAGAGUGAGGAGGAAAGUGGCAAGAAAAGGAAAAGGGAAUGUGGUUUCGAGUUUCCCUGAAAUUGAAGACGAGGUUGCGGAUUUGGAGCCGGGAGGAGUUGUUGAUUGGAGGAGCUUACCUGAUGAUACAGUAAUUCAGCUACUGUCUUGUUUGAGUUAUCGAGACCGAGCUAGUUUAUCAGCAACUUGUAAGACAUGGAGGGUUCUCGGGAACUCUCCGUGUUUGUGGACUUCUUUGGAUCUUCGUUCGCACAAGUUUGAUGCCAAUGUUGCAUCUUCACUUGUUUCUAGAUGUGUGCAUCUACAGAAGCUUAGGUUUCGUGGGGCUGAGUCUGCUGAUGUACUGCUUCAUCUUCGAGCUAAGAACUUGCGUGAAAUAAGCGGCGAUAGUUGUAGGAAGAUGACUGAUGCAACUCUUGCUGUCGUUGCAGCCCGGCAUGAGUUACUUGAGAGUCUUCAGCUUGGACCAGAUUUUUGUGAUAAAGUCACUAGUGAUGCUAUAAAGUCAAUAGCUCAUUGCUGUCCUAAUUUGAAUAAACUUAGGCUCUCAGGCAUUAGGGAUGUAAAUGCUGAUGCUAUUAAUGCAUUGGCUAACUAUUGUCCUAAGCUGACUGAUAUCGGGUUCAUCGACUGCCUGAGUGUUGAUGAGCUUGCAUUGGGAAAUGUGCAAUCAGUUCGUUUCCUUUCUGUUGCGGGGACACCAAGUAUGAAGUGGAGUGCGGUUUCACAUCUUUGGCAUAAGCUUCCUAAUCUCAUUGGAUUAGAUGUUUCAAGAACCGAUAUUGGUCCCUCUGCUGUUUCAAGAUUGUUAUCCUCGUCAACAAAUUUGAGGGUUUUGAUUGCUUUGAACUGUCCUAUCUUUGAAGAAGAGACUAGCUUUUCUGCUAGUAAAUAUAAAAACAAGUUGUUGAUUUCCCUAUCCACGGACAUUUUUAAAGGACUAGCUUCUUUAUUUUUUGAUAAUACAAAUAGAGGAAAGAAUGUGUUUUUGGACUGGAGGACUUCAAAGAGUAAUAAUGAUAAGGGUCUUGAUGAAAUUAUACCUUGGCUUGAAUGGAUGCUAUCACAUAUACUUUUGCGUUCUGCUGAGAGCCCUCAACAGGGAGGUCUUGAUCAUUUCUGGGUUGAACAAGGUGCGUCGCUCUUGCUUAGUCUAAUGCAGAGUUCUCAAGAGGACGUUCAGGAGAGGGCAGCCACAGGUCUUGCAACUUUUGUUGUGAUUGAUGAUGAAAAUGCUAGCAUCGAUUGUGGAAGGGCUGAAGCAGUAAUGCGAGAUGGUGGCAUUCGCCUCCUUCUUGGGCUUGCAAAAUCUUAUAGGGAAGGGCUUCAGUCUGAGGCAGCUAAGGCUAUUGCAAAUUUGUCCGUGAAUGCCAAUGUGGCCAAGGCGGUUGCAGAAGAGGGUGGGAUUGAGAUCCUUGCCAGUUUGGCUAGGUCAAUGAACAAACUUGUAGCUGAAGAAGCUGCUGGAGGAUUAUGGAACCUCUCUGUUGGAGAGGAGCACAAGGGUGCCAUUGCUGAAGCGGGUGGAGUACAAGCUUUAGUGGAUCUUAUAUUCAAGUGGUCCUCUACCGGAGAUGGAGUUUUAGAACGGGCAGCUGGUGCAUUGGCUAAUUUGGCUGCUGAUGACAAGUGUAGUACAGAGGUUGCACUGGCAGGAGGUGUACAUGCUCUAGUGAUGCUUGCUCGUAAUUGUAAGUACGAGGGAGUGCAAGAGCAGGCUGCUCGUGCGAUGGCUAAUUUAGCUGCUCAUGGAGAUAGCAACAGCAAUAAUGCUGCUGUCGGACAAGAAGCAGGUGCUCUUGAGGCUCUCGUUCAACUUACACGUUCUCCCCAUGAGGGUGUCAGGCAAGAAGCUGCCGGUGCACUUUGGAAUUUGUCAUUUGACGAUAGAAAUCGAGAAGCCAUUGCAGCAGCUGGUGGAGUUCAAGCUUUGGUUUCUCUUGCCCAAUCUUGUUCUAAUGCUUCCCCCGGGCUUCAAGAGAGAGCUGCUGGUGCUCUAUGGGGACUGUCAGUUUCUGAAGCCAAUAGCAUUGCCAUUGGACGAGAAGGAGGCGUCGCACCUCUGAUUGCAUUGGCACGAUCUGAAGCAGAGGAUGUUCAUGAAACGGCUGCAGGAGCACUAUGGAAUCUUGCUUUCAACCCUGGCAAUGCUUUACGAAUAGUAGAGGAAGGUGGAGUAGCAGCACUCGUUGAUCUCUGUUCUUCGUCAGUGUCAAAAAUGGCACGGUUUAUGGCGGCAUUGGCUUUGGCCUACAUGUUUGAUGGGAGAAUGGAUGAAUUUGCUUUAGUUGGCACCUUGUCAGAAAGUGUUUCUAAGAGCGUUGGCUUGGAUGGAGCCAGAAGGAUGGCUCUGAAACACAUCGAAGCAUUUGUACGUAUGUUCUCUAAUCAACAAGCAUUUGCGGCCGCUGCUUCUUCGUCAGCUCCUGCAGCACUAGCCCAAGUUACUGAAAGUGCUCGUAUUCAAGAAGCUGGACAUCUUAGAUGCAGUGGUGCUGAAGUUGGAAGAUUUGUUACUAUGCUACGAAAUCCAUCAUCUAUACUCAAAGCUUGUGCAGCAUUUGCUCUUCUUCAGUUUACGAUUCCUGGUGGACGACACGCCGUGCACCAUGCCCGUCUCAUGCAGAAUGCAGGGGCAGCAAGAGUUCUACGCAGUGCGGCUGCGGCAGCGACCGCCCCUCUCGAAGCAAAAAUCUUUGCUAGGAUUGUUCUUCGUAAUCUUGAGUAUCACCACAUAGAGCAUACCGUGUAGAUCAUUGCAUCUGUUGUUUAACCGUCCAUUUUCUCGAAUCAUAUUGAACAUCGUGAAACUGUGAUAUUGUGUCACAUGUACACAAAAACUACCAACUUGCCAUAAGAACACUGCUCACUGAUCUUUGUUGUAUGUGAAGCGAGUUAUAAAUCGACAAGGUUGGUUCUCUUUAUCUUUCGACUUUUUAUAGAACUUGUUAGUAAAGAGAUGUAUUUCUAGCACUUUUUGUAACAAUCUUUUCAUGUCAAGGCUAGAUUAGACUAUAGGCAAAUUGAUAUAAAUUUUAUUGCCUUGAUGAUUAAUUUUUUUUCCUUCUUUGUACUAUUUCUGUAUAACUAUAAAUUUAGAGCUUAUUUUAAGAGACUUACUAAAGGCUCUGUUAUUUUA